AUGUAUAAUAUGGUCCUAGUUGCAGCAGCUCAUAAACUUACCUGGCUGGGAGGUUCUCGUGAUCACGAAGGCGGGACCUUCAUGGUGAGGCUAGGCCAUUGCACUUCGGGCCGUGCUGACCCGUGUGGCUACCCCGAGUUGGGGUCAGCCAACAGCAAAAUUUUUGCGUUUGGGGACAGCGUUCGCGCUACCCCGCACUAG
Thelazia callipaeda (thelaziosis nematode) is the source of this 201-nucleotide messenger RNA. The record is from the annotation of a GenBank genome assembly. Lineage: Eukaryota; Metazoa; Nematoda; Chromadorea; Rhabditida; Thelaziidae.